This is a messenger RNA of Archocentrus centrarchus (flier cichlid), 2618 nucleotides long. RefSeq names its product adenosine kinase a (gene adka). The record is from RefSeq and is a predicted model, not a curated record. Gene Ontology annotation, biological process: purine ribonucleoside salvage; purine nucleobase metabolic process. Gene Ontology annotation, molecular function: adenosine kinase activity. NCBI's taxonomy places the organism in Eukaryota, Metazoa, Chordata, Actinopteri, Cichliformes, Cichlidae. Gene Ontology annotation, cellular component: cytosol; nucleus. The transcript has 11 exons. Bases 140 to 1255 code for a protein of 371 amino acids.
CUGAUUGGUGCAGCUUGGCGCAGUCGGGAGGCUGCAGCUGCCUGCGAGUCAUUACUCAGAGAAACAAUCACUGCUGCCCAUAGCAUGACCGCAUUUUCUUACCGGCUAAGGUGAUCGCAACGUGCUUUACCCAGUUAUCAUGGCUUCAGAGGAACCCAGGGCAAAGAAACCUAAACUCUCAGAGGAGGAGAAGACAGAGCCUCCGCCCAAGGAGACCGCCGCCAAACUAAGCCCUAAUUCACUCUUUGGGAUGGGAAACCCUUUGCUGGACAUCAGUGCUGUUGUGGACAAAGACUUCUUAGACAAGUAUUCUCUGAAACCCAACGAUCAAAUCCUGGCCGAAAGCAAGCACAAAGAACUGUUUGAGGAGCUGGUGAAGAAGUUCAAAGUUGAAUACCACGCUGGAGGAGCCACACAGAACUCCAUAAAGAUCGCUCAGUGGAUGAUCCAAGAACCCCAUAAGGUGGGCACGUUCUUUGGCUGCAUUGGCAAAGACAAGUUUGGAGAGAUCCUGAAGCAGAAGGCUGAGGAGACCCACGUCGACGCCCACUACUACGAGCAGGACGAGGAGCCCACUGGGACAUGUGCUGCUUGCAUCACCGGAGAUAACAGGUCUUUGGUGGCUAAUCUAGCUGCUGCUAACUGUUAUAAGAAGGAUAAACAUCUGGACCUCGAGGAAAACUGGAAGCUGGUGGAAAAAGCUAAAGUCUAUUAUAUUGCUGGUUUCUUCCUGACUGUCUCCUUGGAGUCCAUCCUGGAAGUAGCGAAGCACGCGUCUGAAAAUAACAAGCUGUUUUGCAUGAACCUCUCUGCACCCUUCAUCUGUCAGUUCUUUAAGGAUAACCUCAUGCAGGUUAUGCCCUACGUUGAUGUGCUGUUUGGCAAUGAGACAGAGGCAGCUGCUUUUGCUAAAGCGCAAGACUUUGAGACCGAGGACAUUAAGGAAAUUGCAAAGAAAGCCCAGGCUCUACCCAAAGACAACACAAAAAGACAGAGGAUUGUAGUUUUGACUCAGGGGAAGGAUGAAACGGUUCUGGCCCUAGAUAGCAAGAUUGAGACCUUCCCCGUACUGAAAACUGACCCCAAGGACAUCGUUGAUACAAACGGCGCAGGCGAUGCCUUCGUAGGAGGUUUCCUGUCUGAACUUGUCCAGGAGAAACCUCUGGAUCAGUGCGUGAAAGCGGCGCAUUACGCUGCCAACGUCAUCAUCAGACGAGCCGGCUGCACCUUCCCAGAAAAACCAGAGUUCAAGUGAGGAUUCGUCAGGAAAGCUUUUCCUUCAGCCUGAAACCUCAUACUCACUCUGCUGCCACAACUCUGACUCAUAACUUCCACUGUUUUCUACAAGUGCAACACUCAGUUUUGUUCUUUCAAUCAGGCAUAUGUCCUGUUUUUAGGGUUUGUUUGGUUUUUUUUAAUCUAUCUGCACAUAAUUUCUUAGCAGUUCCUAGUUCGUUAUGCCGGUCUCCCUUUUGUCCAUUUGGGGAUCAUGCUAUCAAGAGCCAAGGAAGUUUUGUUUAUAUAAAUUACCAUAAAGAAAUCAUGCUCACACCGGGGAAUGUGAUAACUGUGAUUUACAAAAGGGCUCGCUGUUUGAUUUGUGUAGUUUCGAUCUGUAUUUUGACUCUGACACUGCUGCAAAAACCACGUUGACAUCGCACGAGUCUGUUUUUUUUUUUUCCCCCUCGGAGACACAAUCCAAGCUUAAAAGGCUACAGCAGCAGGAGGACACGCUACACACAGAGGACUAAAGAAUAAAAUGCUGUUGAUGUUCUGGAUGCUGUUCUGAAAUGUGCAGCGGCAAUUUUAUUUUAUUAAGUUAUGAUUUAAUAAGAGGCCAGUUAUAAAUCAAAUGGCAUUUUAAGUGUGCGUUUUGUAUUUUUGUUUUUUUAAUGUAUCAAAGCCUCUGCCUAUUCAGUCGUGUGAAAGUCAUCACUGUGUCAGUGAUAUUCAGAAGUUACCGGCAUCAAGUAAUGAGUGCCUUUCUUCCUCUUGCAGACUUGAUGGGCAGAAGCUUAUUGAUGUUAUAUAAACCUGCAUUUGUCUGUGCAGGGAAACUUGCAUGAUCACUGAUGGUUAACAGUCGGUGGUUCGUGACAGUAUUAAUAUAUGAACAUGACCUCCCUGCUGUAUAUAAUUCGUGUAAGGUAGGUGGUAUUGGAAAUGGGUCGUUAUAUUUAGAGGUUCUCUGCCAGAGGAAUUAUGCAGUGGGCAUUAAAGCAGACCUUUUCACUCUGUUUAUUUUUCAACUGAAUUUGCAACCUAACAUCCUCCUGCAAUAUUGUGUCCCAACCUCAGGACUGUCGGCCGUGUCAAGUCAUAAAAAGAUCAAGUAUUUUGUGCAUUUUUACCACAUCAGUUUUCUUGGGUAACAAAUGAAGAUUUAUAAAAAAAAAAAAUUGGAGGGAAAAUGGGGCCAAAUGUUACAAACCGUCUGUAUUAACGUGAGUCUGUGCAGUGCUGUGAUUCAUACACUGGUGAUUUAAAUGCUGAGUACUUGAAUAAACUUUGUUCAAAGUUUAUAUAAAAGGUAAGAAAUAUGAGCAAGGCUGAAUACUGUAAAAUGUGUUGUAAAAUCUCUGUCUGGUUGUACUCAAUUAUUAUAAAGUGUUCCUACA